Messenger RNA from Chinchilla lanigera (long-tailed chinchilla), 1856 nucleotides. RefSeq lists its product as uncharacterized. Lineage: Eukaryota; Metazoa; Chordata; Mammalia; Rodentia; Chinchillidae. The coding region runs from base 305 to 1372 and encodes 355 amino acids. The transcript has 10 exons. The record is from RefSeq and is a predicted model, not a curated record.
GGAUACCCACUGCCGCUCCAGAAUUCUCUGCUUAGGCAGGGCAGCUCUCCCUGCAGCCUGCCUGGAAUAUAUUUUCCUUUACCAUGGUAUGGUCAGCAGCACAUAACCUGCAAAGCCUGAGACCAGCCUCCCCCUCCAGGUCUGAAGUUGCCCCCUGCAAGCCAUUCAGCAACUCCGGCAGAGAAGUUCACAUCUGAAGACUUUGCCAACUGUAACUCAGAAGCUAAGUGCUCUCUGGGAUGCUGGCCAGCUAACCUGAGCUCAGGAGACUGGGUCCAGGUAACCCUCACUGCAAACUUCUCUCAUGCACCAAGAAAAACCAGAGUCAACAAGUAGAGGAUACAAGAUGCUUCCUGUCUUGGACUUCGCUCAGGCCUCAGAGGAUCCAACACAGCUUUCGCUACAGUUCUCACUGCCCCUCCCGACCAAAACACAGCCUCUCACACCCAUGGCAGACAGCCCCUCUCCUGGGGACAGAAGGCUGUACCAACUCUGCUCUUCUUCAAAUGUCGCAGCCCUUAAUCCCACCCAGCAACAGACUCUGGCUCUCCGCACAGAGUGUGACAACAGUGACCCUGGUGUUUGGAAGGAAGCCCAGGAGGAGAUAGCCCCAGGAGAUGUGAGAUAUCGUCUGGAGCCCCUCACCAGGGCACCACUCCAGAUGCAAAACCCAAGAUACUCCAGCCAGUACUUCAAGACUCAGUGGCUCCCCUUCAGUACAACCUGUGGAGAGUGUUUCCAGCCCAGGAAGGCACAGCCUCUGACGAACAAUAGGAAGAAGCCCUCCCAUUCAGGAGGAUACAACAUGAACACUGCUCAUCAGACUUCCUUCCAAAGUCCUGUUCUUGGUCAGUUGAUACUUCCAAGUCACAUACAGGGCAGAAAAGUAGCACCAGUAGUGCACCUGGGUCAUGUGGCAUGUGUCAGCCAGUAUCUGAACAACUUCCAAACCCCAGCAUGGAGUCAAGUCCCCCAGCCAGGGCAUCAGCAGUGCUGUCUACCUCUUCUCAAUCCCCUCGGAGAAAGAGUCAAGGGUAAGUGCCACUCUAACACAUCCACCAACUUCCAAACAGAAACCGCGAGGAAGCCGUUCUCCCAGGCCUGGGGUGCUCAGCCCCUCAGGCACUGUGGACUUCACUCCAGACCCAAAGAGAAGCCCCUGAUGGGCUCACAGGCACCACUCGAGGACCAAACCACCAGGACUACCUACCUGCCCUUGUUUUCUGAAAAGGUGAAACUGUGUAAACCCAAGGUCGGUGACAUGAGGUUUAACACAAGCAACUUCUCAACUGAGCACAGGAACCCAUUCAGGCCAGCUCCAGAAUGUGGGCCUCAAAAAAAGAACAUCGGGAGAGAGAGACUGCUCAACUAACUUCUGUAAAGAUACAGUGUAAGAACACACAUCUCCUAAGCAACUCAUGUUUAAAACUGAACUCUCAAGACGGCUAGCUCAGUCUAGCUCAGCCCUCUCACGGGGCUGCCCAGCCACACCCUGACUCUGACCCUGCUGCUAGUGAUACUAACUGGGCAACGGUGGUAACCUCUGCACAAGGAAUGCCACACUGUGUGUCCUAGAGGUCACUGUAUUCCAAGAGACCCUAGGGAAGAGGACAGAGGAAUCCCCUCUAGCCAACAAGCCAAUCCCGAAGUGUGAAGGCUUCUUCAGCCACCAACAAUGAAUUAUAUUCUGUGUGAACCAGAGCGUCUGCCUGUUUUUUUUUUUUUUUUUUUUUUGCAUUUUUAAUUGAAACAUAACUCAUACACCACAAGGUUUACCCUUUUAACACACACAAUUCAGGGCUUCCUGCAUUGCCCUUCCUUAAACCUAACCUGAGUAGAGAAGGCACCAGAAAGGG